Molecule: messenger RNA, 2489 nt
Organism: Acanthopagrus latus (yellowfin seabream)
Lineage: Eukaryota; Metazoa; Chordata; Actinopteri; Spariformes; Sparidae
Product: zinc finger MYM-type protein 1-like
Exons: 2
Coding region: 753-1883 (376 amino acids)
Source: RefSeq, a predicted model, not a curated record
GUGUGUGGAAACCCCUCCGACCACCCAUCAAAUGAAUGUGUGAAAAAAUUAUGUUUUGAAUCAUGGAGGAAGGCUUUACAGUCACCAAAAUGCUUCAGUAAUGUUUCCAGUGUCCAGGCCCGGCGUCAUGGGCGGGCAUUGGCGGGCAGUGCCCGCCCACAGAGUCGGCCGUGCCCGCCCUGGGCUGGAAGCUGUUUAUUUUUGGGUUUUGUUUUUUUUUUUUUUACAUCGGCGUGGCCAACUUUCUAUUAUUCCUAUCUCGGUUUGUCGAUCAUACAAUUCAAUCAAUCCAACCAACCAAUGAAGGCAACGGGCUGGCCAUUUACAGGUGGUGGGGGCGGGUCAUGAGUGGAUACGCGCGUGACGUUCAUGGUUCAUGGGUCGCAGUCGCUUCGCUCUAACUGUGGUGUCUCAUGGAUAUCCGUAGUUUUUUCAAAAAAAAUACGCGGGCAAUAAAUAAUGUCGGGAGCGAGCAGGAUGCAGCGGCAGCGCCAUUCACUUCUACUGGAAACAGAAGCACUGAAGUCAACAACAGUAACACUGGAGUAAACAUUCAUGCUAGGAGAGGUAGCUACAGCAGCUAGGGAGCACAAGGAGCAGCACCGAGCAGUGUAACUCACCUGCACGGAAGAAACGUGAGUGACGACGUCGACAACAACAACAACAACAACACAGAGGUUCACAGUAACGCGAGGAGCAACAGGCCAUUGCAGCCUACUGACCUUGGCACAGAAGAGCCCCAAAGACCACUCAUGCAGAGCUUUCCUUCACGCCAUUUCUCAGGGAAAAAAAGGUCAUUUUGCAGUUCCUGGUUUGGAAGCUUUCCCUGGCUGGAGUACUCAGUUCAAGCAGAUGCUGCAUUCUGCUACCGAUGCAGAAUGUUUCAGGGACCCAGACAUGAUCAAACCUUCAGUGUAAUUGGCUUCCACGACUGGAAGCAUGCAAUGGAAAACGGAAAAGGACUAAACAAGCAUGCUGCAUCCAAAGAGCACCUGACUUGUGAGGCCAUGUGGAGGGACAAGCAAAGACGCAUUCACACAAGUAAGGAAAUCUCAACACUAAUUAACAUUGAUCAACUGCAGCGCAACAGAUAUUAUCUGUCUGCAAUUAUUGAUGUUGUGGAGUUCCUUGCUGUGAACCAACUGCCCUUUAGAGGUGACCAUGACAGAUACAGUGCUAUGAAUGAAAAUGGAUGUGGGCUAUUUUUGUCUCUAUUUGAGUUUGCACUAAGGAAAGAUGCUGAAUUAGCAAGGAUAGCAAAAACUAUUCCUGGCAAUGCAACAUACACAAGUCACGACAUUCAAAAUAACUUAAUAGAUGUGAUGAGUGCUUUAGUAAGAGAGCACAUUGUAAAAGAAGUUGGCGAAUCAUUCUACACGUUGAAAGUAGACGGAACCAGAGACCCAACAGGGACAGAGAAUAUAUCCAUAGUUCUCCGCUUUUUGAACAAACUGUGCGAACCAACAGAGCGCCUCCUAACAAUAGCCACUGCUGACCAGGGAGAUGCAGUUACAUUGACUGACACCAUCCUAGGAGAAUUGACCACAGCUGGCCUGAGCCCUGAGAAAAUCAUCAGUCAGGUGUAUGAUGGGGCCUCGCUCAUGUCGGGCAAACAUGGGGGGGUACAGAAAUUGCUGCAGCAAAAACUGGACAGAGAGAUACCAUAUGUCCACUGCUAUAAUCAUCAGCUGCAUUUGGUGGUCAUCCAUGCCCUGGCAGUUGAAAAGGCCGUGACGGACUUCUUCAGUGUGUGUAACAUGCUGUACAAGUUCUGCAGAAAACCAACUGUUGCCAUUCUCUACAAAGGAGAGACACUCAAGCGUCUAUUGGACCAACGCUGGACUGGACAUUUUGCUACAGGUAUGUUCAUUUGGACUGAUUAAUCUGAUAAUGAUGAUGCUGUAUUGUGUGAAUGACUCCCCACCUGAAGAUAUUAAGAUAUAUUUUCUCUAUUCUACAGUCUCAGUCAUUCUGAAAUCAUUUGAUGACCUAUCCACACUGCUCAGAGAGAUUACCUGCAACCGGGCAUUUGGAGUAGAUCUGCGCAUUGAAGCAACAGGAUUGUUGCAGAGCAUGUCUGAACCCAGCUUUAAGUUCAUUGCUGAGAUGGUGCAUAAGAUCCUUGCAUAUCUUGAUCCCCCAAACAAGAUGUUGCAGUCCGAAGACAUGGAUCUGCUUACAGGCUUGCAGCUUGUCUGCAGUGCAUGCACCUGUCUUGAGAAUAUCCGCACUGAGACUGAAUUCCAGGCAAUCCUAGCGCAUUGUGACAGCGUCACAAAAAGGCCAUCAAAAAGAAAGCGGUCUCAAAACACUGCCUUUGCUGACUAUGUUGUUGAAGACAUCAGCACACAUGUAGAUACAAAUGAAGAAACAGAGCUACGCAGGAUUUUUUACAGCUGCAUUGACUCUGUGUGUGGGGAAAUGAAGGAUCGCUUUGGGAAAAAUAACUGUCAACUGAUGGAGGCACUCAAGGCCCUGGAUCCUGUCUA